Molecule: messenger RNA, 2329 nt
Organism: Triticum aestivum (bread wheat)
Lineage: Eukaryota; Viridiplantae; Streptophyta; Magnoliopsida; Poales; Poaceae
Exons: 11
Coding region: 533-2113 (526 amino acids)
Source: RefSeq, a predicted model, not a curated record
CCACACAUUCUGGUCACUUCCCACCGCCCCUCACAUCUCCCCUCUGUUACCUAUUCUCCCAUGGUCGCCCCUGCUCUUCAUCCCGUUCAUGGUCGAAUCCGGUCGCGGGAGCAUCUGUCGGAGGCAGACGCGGGGGCGCGGGACUUGCAAGCCCAUGCUCUUCCCUGCUCCUUCCUCAAAUCCGGUCGCCGAAGUGACCGAGGAGGCGCUCGAGCUCGGUAUGCUCGUUCGGGGACGCCGCCCCCUCCCUCUCCUCCUGAUGCCGCUACCGUCACCGUCGCCGCAAUGAGUCUCUCCACCAUCUCCCGCGUGCUCGCUUGCUUGUCCCGUCCUCUAGGAUUAUCUGCUCAGGGUCCGUGUCUCAUGCGUUGCUACCUGACGUCUACUCUUGGGAGCCGGGCUUCGUCGGCCAACGGGGCCGGCAAGGUCCGAAACUGGAGAUUCCUGCUCGCCAACUCGCAGUCCCGGCGGCUGUUCUCUUACCAGUCGAAAAAGUAUUUCCUGAAGGAGAAGAAGGAGGUCCUGAAAGGGGAUGGGAGCAACAAGUCUGAAUCAAAGGGAGACGAUGAUAUCCAAAAUGCAUGAUAUGCUUUUGCCAGUGUUCUCUCUGUUCAUGUUUCGUUUGGAUGCUCCACGUAUCCACAUAGGCGUCAUCAAGUCAUGGGCUGUGGCUUCAAUCCCCGGAUUUUUUGUUUGCAUGUGCUGUGCUGCUAUGAAGCAUUGUUUAGCAAACAAUGUUUUGGGAAUUUCUUCCCGUAUCCAGCACGUGUUCCCACCCGAAGAUGCUUCCUCCAUGCUUUUCAUUGCUGACACUGCAAUAUCUGAUGCGCCCUGCUUGCUUGGCUGUUUUACUUGCUCGGUUGCUCUAUAUGGGAUCCAUGCCACUCUUUUGCUGUUGCCGGUAUAUGUGUUGCACUUGCCCUCUGUAUCGCUGUGCCAAGAGCUAGCAAGAACCAUUUCUUUAAUUACGCAUUUUUGCGAUACUGUAAUUAUCAUCAUACUGAACUGGUUUCAAUCCACACAGGGUGGGGGGCAGCCUGCUCUACAAUACGUUGCUUGUGGCGUGAUUAGUUUUGUUGCUGUUCACUGUUUGUGGAAUGUAGAAGUAAAACAGGGUGACAACAAUCAGCCGAUGAGUGAAGUGUGGGAUUGGAACAUGUAUGGAACCAAACUGAAGUUUCAUGGAUGGUUUAUUAACACUGCCAAUGAGGAUGGUGACGGAGGUGAGGAUGGUGACGGAGGUGAGGAUGAUGCUUCAUUUGCCUCGGAGCAUUCCGAUGAUGAAGAUUUGACGGAGGUGUCAAUUUUACGUGCGGUGCAAGUGUUGGCCAUUCGUGCAAACUUUCGUAUUAGCCGUAUGGACGCCCAUGACUGGUACCAAAGUUUUGUCAUCUAUGUGGCGCUCGAGGGGGAAGUACAAGAGGAAGGAAAGGAUUUGGUACUCGCUGGACCAUGUGGGAUACUACAGGCUUACGGUGCCUUUUGCUUGGAGGUUUUCACAGAAGACCUGGUUUUCACAGAAGACGAUGAGGGGUCUUCUACUGAUGAUGAGGGGUCUUGGAGCGGUCAUUUCCGCCGAGGCUGGGAUGUUACUGAGCCUGAUGAAGUUGAGGAAUUCACACAAACCAUCUAUGGAGGCCUUGGCCGCAAGUUGGAGAUCACAUACUUGGUGAUUCCGGAAGCAGUUGAGACCUAUGUUGAGGUCAGGUUGAACCUCAAAGACUUCGGUUCGAGAAGCCGCUCUGUGUAUGGUAGCGUCAAGGCAAUUGCCAUUGACUAUGGGAGCAAAAGCGUCAAUCUCUUCAGUUUUGAACGAGGCAGUAGCUUGUCCCUGCCCUGUGGUUCCACGUGCAUUCUUCCACUGGGACCACACAUGAUUGCAUUGCCUGAUCGUAGCAAGUACAAACUCCACAUAGAGGUGGACCUAAGAGUAAUCACAACCUGUGACAGCCAAGAAGAGGACAAGAAUUUGAAAUUCUGUCUAGACUGCAGCCGUAGAAUUAGGAGUGAAGAAAGUCUAGAGUUACCCCGUAGAAUUAGGACUCAAAAAAGAGAAUUUGAUGGUGAACAAGUUGAAGUGAAGGUCAUCUGGGUCCUAGAAAAAUUCUUCUAGAUCAUAGAAAAAUUCGUCUAAGAAAGGAGCUAGAAGCAAAAUAAGUGAAGGAAGGCAUGUGCCACAUGUGGAACUUUGUCUAUGUUUGUCAGAUCAUAUUAUCUAUUUCCUUGUGUUUGAUCUAUUCAUGCCAUUUUAUUUGAACUGAACUUGGGUGAGUGGGAAACCAAGAAUCCAUUCCUUUAUACAAGGCCAUUAUGAAAAAUACAUUUUGCA